UCAUUUCCAUCAUUCUCUCCACUCUCAAUUUCUCUCCUCUCCCUUUCUUUCUUAUCAUUUUUUCAAACAAAGAGUUCAUUUUUCAUCCCUUAGAUUUCUUGUAAUAACUUAGCUUCUGUUCAUUUUUUUACGCUUCUGUCCAAUUCUUCAUAAGCUAUGGGUCACGUCUUUUCAAUUCAAUGCGGUGAUGCCUUGAUCGGUCGUUGCUGGGAUUGCGUUGCUGGACAAGCUCUUUAUGUAUGUCAGCUUGAAGACAAUCUUCUAGAACUUGAGACUGCAAGAGAUAAAUUAAGAGAGCUGAGCAAUGAUGUGAUGCGGUGGGUCAACAGUGAGGAAACUCCACAAACAGUGCAGCUGGAUCGAUUUGGAGGAUGGCUUUCAAGGGUAGACGCUACCAUUACUGAAGUUGAUUCUCUCCUCAACAGAGCUACGCGAGAAAGACAGAAAUUGUGUCUCGCAGGCUGUUGCUCCAAGAACUGUAAGUCCACCUACAUGUUUGGGAAAAGCGUUUCCAGAAGCCUCAAACAUGUGGUUGGUUUGAUGAGUGAAGGAGAUUUUAAGGAAGUGGUUGAGAGGACACUUCCAGAACCAGUGGUUGUAGGAAAUGUUAAUCCAACAUUGGGCACUGAAACUACCUUAGACGAGGCAUGGAGCUACAUCACGGGAGAUGCGGUGAGAAUUGUUGGCAUAUACGGUAUGGGGGGAGUCGGUAAAACUACUCUUCUUACUAAAAUCAACAACAGAUUUGCCACUAUAUCUAAUAAUUUUGAUGUUGUGAUUUCGGCUGUGGUUUCUAAAGAUUUGAAACCUGAGAAGAUUCAAGAGCAGAUUUGGAAAAGAAUUGGCUUUUUGGAUAAGAAAUGGAAAAAGAAAAGCCUCCGUGAGAAAGCGGAAGACAUAUUUCGUGUACUGAGUAGAAAGAAAUUUGUAUUAUUAUUAGAUGACAUAUGGCGGCGAGUUGACCUUGAAGAGAUUGGGGUUCCUCUACCUACUAGACAAAACAGAUGCAAGAUAGUAUUCACAACACGCUCUUGCAGAGUAGGCGGGCAAAUGGAAGCUGAAAAGAUGAUAAAAGUAGAACCUUUGGCUUGGGAAGAAGCUUGGGCGUUGUUUCAGAAGAAGGUUGGGGAUAUUGAUUUUGAUAUUGUUCCUCUGGCUCAAGAUGUUGCUAAAGAGUGUAGUGGGUUGCCAAUCGCACUCAUUACCAUUGGUAGAGCCAUGGCCAGUAAAAUUACAAAGGAAGAAUGGGAGCAUGCUCUUGAGGUACUUAGAAGCCCUGCCUCAAGCUUACCAGGCAUGGAGGAUGAGGUAAUUCAAGACAUGGAGGUUGAGGUAUUUGUAAGAUUGAAGUUUAGUUAUGACGGUUUGCUUAGUGAUAAAGUUAAAUUUUGUUUCUUAUAUUGUUCCUUAUUUCCGGAAGACUUUGAAAUUGAGAAGGAUGAGUUGGUACAUUAUUGGAUUUAUGAGAAUUUUUGUGCUCGCAAUGAGGCAUAUUCUAUAAUUGGCACUCUUGUUGGGGCAUGUUUAUUGGAAGAGAAAGGCCGACAUGUGAAAAUGCAUGAUGUGAUUCGUGAUAUGGCUCUGUUGAUAGCAUGUAAAUAUGAAAAAGAAAAACAUAAGUUUUUUGUGGAAGCGGGUGCCCAAUUAACUCGAGUACCAGAGGUUGGAAAAUGGGAAGUAUCAAAGCGGAUGUCCUUGAUGGCAAACUCCUUCGAGAGAAUCCAUGAAGUUCCUAGAUGUCCUGAUCUUUUGACUUUAUUUCUCAGCGAUAAUCGUAAUUUGAGUGAGAUCAGUGAUGGUUUCUUUCAGUUUAUGGGUACACUAACCGUUUUAGACCUAUCAAGUACUAAUAUCAAAAAAUUGCUGGUAGGAAUAUCAAAAUUGAACUCAUUGCAAUAUCUUAAUCUGUCAUGGACGUUGAUAAGUCAAUUGCCAAUUGAGUUGAAAAUGUUGGUAAAUCUGAAAUAUCUGAACUUGGUGGGUAAUUUCGAGCUAAAUAUGAUUCCAAGGGGAGUCAUAUCCAGUUUAUCAUCAUUGCAAGUUUUGAAAAUGUACAACGUUGGUUUUAUUUGGGUCGAAAAAUUGGAAGAUAAUAUAUUGAGGGAAGAGAACAUGCUAAUAGAGGAGCUACAAUGUUUGGAACACUUGAAUGAAUUGAGCAGUACAAUAAGAAGUGUCUCAGAUCUCCAGAGUUAUGUCAACGCCCACACAUUAGUCAACUGUACUCGAGCUCUAUGGCUUAAUUUGUUUCCAAGUCCACAAUCUCUCAACAUUUGGUGGUUGGCAAAUAUGAAGAAUCUAGAAGAUAUGGUUAUAAUCGGUGGAAGUAAUUCAGAAGAGUUGGGAGUCAAUGUUGUAAUGGAAGAGAUAGAAGCACAUGAUGCAGGUGGAGGUCUAGGCAACUCAAUGAUCUCAAGGAAGACAUACUUUAAUAGCCUUCAUACAUUGACUUUAGGGGGAAGCCUCAGAUUGAGGGAUCUGACAUGGGUUAUUCUAGCUCCAAAUUUGACGUGUUUGAAUGUGCAAGUGAACGAGCAUAUAGAAGAGAUAAUAAGUGUUGAAAAGUUAGAUGAUGGGAUGAAAAUUUUAACCCAUUUUUUAAACUCCAAGUGCUCAGGUUGCUUUUUUUACCACAACUGAAAAGCAUAUAUCCCAAUGCCUUGUCCUUUCCCUCUCUAGAAAAAAUCGAAGUAAAAAGAUGCACCAAAGGUCGUCAAGAAAGAAAUGGUUGGAUUUUUAGACAAAGCAACAAGGAUCUUCUCAUAUGAUGGAAAGAAAAUGAAGUAUAGAUUCAUUGAAGCACCUAUUGGAAACAGAGGCAAUAAAUUCCAAUUUCAGCCGCCAUGAAACAUGAAAAGAGUCCAGCUAAGGACUAUAAAUUAGCCCUCUUGGGAGGCAUCCCAAGUUCUUUUAUUUUCCUUUUUGUUGAUUUACUUUUAUUUACAUUGCUUUUGUUUUUAUCUCAAAUCUCCAAAUUCAAUUUUUGACAUUGUUGAAUCUUGUCCCUUGUAGAUGUAUUUCAAUGGAGGAAGGCUGGUGAACUGCUGGGGAGUGACCCUUAACUGAUAUUUUAUCCCUCAACUCUCCCAAAACUGAUUAAUUUUUGCUGCAUAACCUGUGCAGGUUUGCUCUUGGUUUAUGCAAAAAAAUGAAAUUUGCAGCAAAGGAGGGGGUCUGCAGCAGAUGACUUAUGUUCUUGGUGAGGUUGGGUGUAUAACUUUUAAGUAUUUGUGCUUAUAAUGUUAAUAUGGUGGUAAGUGGGUCAUUUUUGCAGUUUUGAGCCUAUUUGAGUUGUGGGAUUUAAGGUGGACAUAUUGCAUUUUCUUGGCAAAACUUGGGGAGUCCAUUCUCAUUUGUGGAUGGAUGCAACUUUAUGCUGAUUUUAUUGAGUUUUAAUGUGCUAAAUGUUGAUUUGCAGAAUUUGAGUUGAAAUGGCAUGAUUCAUAAAUGCCUUUUAUGCAGGAUUCACUUUUACAAGCUUGUGUGAUGCAAUUUUGAUGGACUUUGUAUAUAUUGAUGUGUUUUUGGUGACAAUUUCUCAUAGUUUAUGCUUCAUAUAAUUAUAUUUCUUCAUUUUAGGGUAUUUUUCACACAUGCAAAUCAUUUUCAUUUGUUCUCUCAAUUUUGUUGAAUUGUGCAUAAGUAACUGCAUAACUUAUGCAAUCCUGCAUAACCACAAUUAUUGCCAUUUUCAUCUCUAUUGCAAAAUGCAUAAGGAGGUGCAUAACUUAUGUAACUCUGCAUAGCCAUAUUUUGUCAAAUUUCAUAUCUGCCAAGACUUGCAUAAGAAGAGCGCAUGACUUAUGCACUUCUGCAUGACUUCAAAUCCUGCAUUUUCUCUCUCUGCCGAAAUCUGCAUAAGGAGAGUGCAUAGCUUAUGCACUUCCGCAUGACCACACUCUCUAAAAAUCAAAACCUGCCGAGAGGUGCAUAAGCAAGGUGCAUGACUUAUGCACUUCUGCAUAACCACACUCCCCAAAAGCCAAAACCUGCCGAGAGGUGCAUAAGCAAGGUGCAUGACUUAUGCACUUCUGCAUAACCACACUCCCCAAAAGCCAAAACCUGCCGAGACCUGCAUAAGGAGAGUGCAUAACUUAUGCACUUCCGCAUGACCUAUUUCUCUGAAAUCCAAAACAGGCCAAAACUUGCAUAAGUUAGCGCAUAAGCUAUGCACUCUUGCAUAAUCAGUUUUUCACACUUUUUUAUCACCCACCGAAACAUGCAUAAGAGAGUGCAUAAGUUAUGCACACUCACUUUUCACUUAUGCAGUUUUACACAAACCCUGUUCAAAUCAAAAUUUCUUUUCGGCAACCAUUUUUCCCACCUCCUCUUCCCGUCUUUUCUGUUCACGACUGUCCCUCCACUUCCAUUUCUCCCAGCAUUACCUCUCUUCUUCUUCUCCACUCCUAUUUUUGCCGCAUUUGCCUUAAUUUCUCUCUGCCUUUUUCAUUUUCUCCCUCAUCUCCUCCAUCCUCACCAUCGGCAACCAAUGGAGUCGCCUCCUCAUUCCCCUCAAACCUCCCCUCUCCAAGUUUCGCCCUUGGCAAUGCGGCCUCCCAACCCUGAUUCCCCUCCACAAGAAACUCCUCCUCCACCUCCAUCACCUCCUCCAGCACCAUCACUUCGACAGCAACCAGCAGCAACCAGCCCCUUAGCAGCAUCUUUGGACAAGGGCAAAACAAUAGAAUUAGAUUAGUUUAUGCUUUACUUUUGUUCAAACUUGUAGGAGUUUUUCUUUGUAGAUAUGUUGAAACAAUUUUAGUUUGUUUUGAAUUCUGUUUUUCUUGAAGUUUUAUUGGAUAGCUAUUACAUUAGUUUUUCAUUAAUUUUCAUUGCCUUUACUGCC
Hevea brasiliensis (rubber tree) is the source of this 4846-nucleotide messenger RNA. RefSeq names its product probable disease resistance protein At5g63020. The transcript has 2 exons. The coding region runs from base 157 to 2640 and encodes 827 amino acids. The record is from RefSeq and is a predicted model, not a curated record. Lineage: Eukaryota; Viridiplantae; Streptophyta; Magnoliopsida; Malpighiales; Euphorbiaceae. Gene Ontology annotation, molecular function: ATP hydrolysis activity; ADP binding; protein binding.